Ornithodoros turicata is the source of this 1217-nucleotide messenger RNA. RefSeq names its product venom metalloproteinase antarease-like TserMP_B. Gene Ontology annotation, molecular function: metalloendopeptidase activity. Gene Ontology annotation, biological process: proteolysis. The coding region runs from base 33 to 1217 and encodes 394 amino acids. NCBI's taxonomy places the organism in Eukaryota, Metazoa, Arthropoda, Arachnida, Ixodida, Argasidae. The transcript is spliced from 11 exons. The record is from RefSeq and is a predicted model, not a curated record.
CUCCAUUGUUAUUGGCGUGUGCGCUGCGGACUAUGUUGCUGGAUAACCGUGUCCCUGUUGUUGCGCUAACAUUGCUGGCCGCCGUGUUCUGCGCUGAUUUUGCCCAAGAAACUGUCGUGUACCCACAAAUCCUUCAAAGCAGGGCGGAUGAUGGCGCAACAAUACUCAAACUCACCGAUGAUUUGACACUAAAUCUCCGACAGAAGCCAGCUUACGGGGAUCAAUUGCUCGUAAGGACCACACGUGAAGACGGCGUUUUUGUCAGCGAAUAUGUAUCUGCAGCCCGGUACAACGACCGGCUCUUCCAAGACGACAAAAAGAUGGCGUCUGUUGUUCUCACACAAGGCGGCGGAAUUCAUGUGAACGGAAUCAUCGGAGAGGAGCUGCGAAUCAAACCCCUGCACACAAUGGAACGAUCCUCAGAAGGACACUUACCACAUCUAUUGUACCGUGGCGAUCCAGUUGAUAGUUAUACGCCGUUGCAAGAUUACAUUCCAGUUCCUCUCAACCAGUGGGAUGCGUUGCCCCUCCACGAAGACGUUUACGAAGAACGCAAUGAUCUGAUGCUUGAUCCAGAGGUUCACGUCGUCUUCGAUUCGACAUAUGUGAAGCAGUACAACUACAAUACGACUGAUAUUAUCGUUUACUUCGGAGCCGCCCUGAAUUCUAUUAAUCUGCGAUAUAAAACAAUCAAGUCAAUAAAAGUAAGAAUCCAUGUGAUUGGGUUCACGUUUAAUUCCCACGUUCGCGAUGAGCCAUACAUACGGCGAAUCCGGGGUACUACGGUAGGCGACUUUACCUCAACACUGUACAGCUUUGGGAACCAUUACAGGGUCAAGCAGCCAGAGUUGUACGAGCAAGUGGAUAUGAUGGCAUUGAUUACAGGGAGAGACCUGUGUGCCAUACAGAACAACAGGAUCGUAUGCAACGUGUACGGUUUGGCCUUCGUUAGUGGGGCAUGCACGUACCUGAAGACAUCUGUAGAAGAAGACAGCCCGUGGUCUUUCAACAUCGUCCGCACAAUGGCGCACGAGUUAGCGCACAACUUAGGCUGCGUUCAUGACGGGGAAGGACCAGUUCAAGGUCUCAUCGGUCAUCCCGGAGCCAUUGACUGUCCCUGGGACUGGGGUUACAUCAUGAGUUAUAUUCAGAGAGACACAAAGGAAUACCACUUCUCCCAGUGCUGCGUUGCUCAGAUCGAAUAUUUAGCCCGGUAA